Recurvomyces mirabilis is the source of this 1341-nucleotide messenger RNA. RefSeq lists its product as uncharacterized. The coding region runs from base 1 to 1341 and encodes 446 amino acids. The record is from RefSeq and is a predicted model, not a curated record. Gene Ontology annotation, biological process: zinc ion transmembrane transport. Gene Ontology annotation, molecular function: zinc ion transmembrane transporter activity. NCBI's taxonomy places the organism in Eukaryota, Fungi, Ascomycota, Dothideomycetes, Mycosphaerellales, Teratosphaeriaceae. Gene Ontology annotation, cellular component: plasma membrane. The transcript has a single exon.
AUGCCCGCCGACUCCACCCGCCCCCCCUGCGGCUCAGCCAAAACCACCCACGCCUACAACACCCCGCUCCACAUCCUCGCCCUCCUCCUAAUCCUCACUCUCAGCACCCUUGCCUGCUCCUUUCCCCUCCUCGCCCGACGCUUCCCCUCCCUGCCCAUCCCCUCCUACACCCUCUUCCUGUCCCGGCACUUCGGUACAGGGGUCCUGCUCGCCACGGCAUUCGUGCAUCUAUUACCGACGGCGUAUACGAGCUUGACGGAUCCAUGUCUGCCGCGGUUUUGGAACGAGGUGUAUCCUGCAAUGAGUGGGUUUGUGGCUAUGGUUUCUGUCAUGGUUGUUGUGGGGAUUGAGAUGGUGUUUGCGAGUAAAGGGGCCAGGCAUAGUCAUGGGGGGAUGGAUUUUGGGGAGUUGAGGGGGAGUGGUGAGGGGCAGCAGAAGGGUAGGAGGCCGGAGGUGGGGAGGAGGUCGAGUAGUUUUAGGAGGUUUCAGCAAGGCUCUUUGGGGCAGCGGCAGCAGCAGCAGCAGCAGGAAAGGUACGAGGACUAUGACGAGAGGGAGAAUGUGGCGUUGCGGGAGCAGAGGAGCCCUCGAGAUUUGGAGGCUCUAAAUAAACCACUACCACCUGAACCUCCUUCUGAGGAUGAAGAUUCGGAUCUCGACCUCGAUAGUUACGAUCCCAUGGCGAACGAGGACCGACAACCUCUCACCAGCGCCAAUGGCUCAGCAUCGAAACAAAAGCGCCCCUCCAUCGCCAACGGCCGACCAAACCACCCCUUCCGCUCCGUCUCCUUCGCCGACUCACCCACCUUCGCCCCCUCACCAUCCCCACUCACAUCCACCGCAGCCGAACAACGCGCGAUCCUGCAAUGUCUCCUCCUCGAAGCCGGCAUCCUCUUCCACUCCGUCUUCAUCGGCAUGGCCCUGUCCGUCUCCACCGGCCCCGCCUUUCUCGUCCUCCUCGUCGCCAUAUCCUUCCAUCAGACUUUCGAGGGUCUCGCCUUGGGAUCACGGAUAGCGGCUAUCAGCUCCUUCUCCACUUCCAGUCCGAAACCCUGGCUCAUGUCGGUCAUGUAUGGUGUUACGACGCCCAUUGGGCAGGCGAUUGGGUUGGCGGUGCAUACGCUUUAUGAUCCGGCGAGUCAGUUUGGGUUGUUGAUGGUGGGGAUCGUGAAUGCGAUUAGUUCGGGACUCCUCUUGUAUGCGGGACUCGUGCAGCUACUGGCGGAAGACUUCUUGUCCGAUCAGAGUUAUCAUGAUUUGCAUGGUCGGAGGAGACUAGAAGCUUGUGGUGCCGUGAUCUGCGGGAGCAUGUUGAUGGCGUUCGUGGGUGCUUUUGCGUAA